Molecule: messenger RNA, 952 nt
Organism: Cuscuta campestris
Lineage: Eukaryota; Viridiplantae; Streptophyta; Magnoliopsida; Solanales; Convolvulaceae
Source: the annotation of a GenBank genome assembly
AAUGCAUAUUACUUUUUAAACCUAAUGCUAAAAUGUUGUCCUAGAGUGUAUUCCAUUUCAUUUUCUUUUCUCCAUUUAUUUCCUCCCAACUCCUCCCACUUAGCUAUCUUCUCAUACUUUUUCGAGGCCAACCCUAGGAAGAGAUCCUAGCAAGUUCUCUUUCCUACUGCAAUUUUUUUUGAGGUUUGAAGCAUCUUAGAGACGCACGCAGAGGGAGGCGCAAGCAUCGCUAAGGGCGAUGCUGGGGUUAGGGCUCGAGCCCUAGCUCCUGGCUCUGGUUUCCAACAGGGAAAUGGCUUGCAGAUGAGACGGGGGACAACGAUGAACAGAAACGAUUUGGAGCAACCACCUGAAGACGACGCAACAGAGAAUCUGGUGUCAAAAUCCAGAAAUUUCAGGUUCCAAGGUUGGCUAUGAUAAGACAUUUGGGUCUCUCUUUGUGCAGAAGAGAUGCUUGAUCUUAUUGAAAAACAGCGGUGCCUGGGUGGAGUAGCUGGGUCCGACGUAGCGGCGUCCGGAAACGGCGCUACUGCAGGGGUAGAGCCGCCGGGUUCGUGCGUCAAGGGGAAGAGGUCAGGCUUUAUCAUGGCAGCAGGUAUAAACCUUGGUUUUCUUUUGGGUAGAAACUGGCAAUUGCAAUUAGAGUCAGCAAGAGUAUUUGCCUCCACAAUACCUUGUUUGCCACCCAUAGCCACUGAUUUAGAGUCUUCAACAUUAGCAGAAGGCUCAUUUGAGAGGUGCGCCAAUGAGUGCGAAUGGUCAAUUGAAAUCAGUAUUGUUCUAGUUGUUGCAUGAAGCUCCAAUGUCACAUCUACUGAAUCCUUUUGCAACAAAUUAUCAACAGGAAAGACACCAUUAUCAUCCAAAUCUGUCACCCUACUGGUGUGUAUCUCGUAAGUAUUCGGACUAUUCAAGUGUGUCUUAGUCAACUUAAGAAAAGGAUCCUGAUUGA